AUGGAUAAUUAUUGUGAUGCUACUACUGCUACUACUGAAUCCGACAUGACACUUUCGGACCUUAUUCAACAUUACAUGCAUGAUGAUGAAGCCAAUGCUUUGAACAAUAAUGUGGAAGGUGCUAAAGCACAAAAAGAAGUUCCGAAAUGGACGAGGUACAAAGGAGUGAGGCGUAGGGCACAUGGAAAGUUUGCUGCUGAGAUAACAGACCCAAACAAAAAUGGUAGGGUUUGGCUUGGGACUUAUGACACUGAAGAGGAAGCUGCUUUGGCCUAUGACAAUGCUGCUUUCAAGAUCAGAGGCUCCAAAGCCAAGCUCAAUUUUCCUCACCUCAUUCCACCCAAGCUGCCAUUGGAUGCUUCAAUUGCAAGUAGCCAGAUGAGUGACCCUCCUUCUUCAUCAUCCACAUUUGAGGAUGGUUUAGAAGGAUCCAAGAAAACGAAGGGGAUAGCUGGUUUGCUAAAUAAAUUAGCCCAUGAACGAAAUAGAGUUUGA
Glycine soja is the source of this 495-nucleotide messenger RNA. RefSeq names its product ethylene-responsive transcription factor 2-like. Gene Ontology annotation, molecular function: DNA-binding transcription factor activity; DNA binding. Lineage: Eukaryota; Viridiplantae; Streptophyta; Magnoliopsida; Fabales; Fabaceae. The record is from RefSeq and is a predicted model, not a curated record. Gene Ontology annotation, biological process: ethylene-activated signaling pathway; regulation of DNA-templated transcription. The transcript has a single exon. Bases 1 to 495 code for a protein of 164 amino acids.